UUUUUCAAAAUAUUGUUACCGUGAAAGUUACUUCUAAAGUGAACAACGCAUUUUGAACGGAGAAAGAGCAGACCACCACGACUCUUGUUUCCGCUUAAAUCUACAAGACGUCGGCACCAUUUUCCUUCCUUCUUCGUCGCUUCUCUUCUCCUCCACAACCUACGCCAGCACACCUCCAUCGCCGACACUGCUGCAACGUUUCUUUCUCUUAUCCUAUCUCUCUCUGCUGCACCCGCGCCGGCACUCACCACUGCCCACCCUCCUCCCCCACCGCUCACUGCUUUUUUCUGCUGUUCGCCAAGGUCCUACAACCCACCAUCUCUUUAUGGUCGAGUUAGCAUGGAUCAAUUUUCUUUUUUCUUCUUAUGUUUAUGUUGAUUUCUUCAACUCAAUCCAUUCGAAAUUAUGGUAAAACUGGGGGUUGGAAACAGAUAAUUAUUCUCUGAGAGUUAGAGACUGCAGGUUAUAACAGUUCUGCAGUCUUAGCUGCUUUCUGCUUUGGCUCUGUCGAAGGUCGCGUCUGGGUGUUCGAAUGUCGAUGGGGAGCGAUACCACCUGGGUUGGAAAGAAACCUUUGAGGCGAAUCGGAGGAAUGUCCGAUGCCCUCUCAAUUGCUGCCGAUCUCGGUUUCUCUGUCUCUCCUCCGCCUUCACAGGAAGAACUACAAAACAUAUCUUCUGCUAUUGGUGAGAAAGGUGAUGAUCUAAUCAGAGUUUUACGUGAACUUACUGCUGUUCAAAGGAAAAUAGCAGAUCUUCAAGUGGAACUCCAAGGCCGUAAAGAUGACAAGAAUGUAGCUCAUUUGACUCACGUGAGUGAAAUGGAAAAGAAGAUUGAGACUUUAUCAAGGAUUACUACCAUAUUGAAAGAUGUCAUCCAGAACAAGGAUCGUAUAAUUGCUCGUCUUCAGCAACCAUAUUCACUUGAUUGCAUUCCAGUGGAAGCAGAAUAUCAGAAACAAUUUUCUGAGUUAUUGAUGAAGGCUGCUAGUGAUUAUGGAGCUUUGACAGCUUCGGUUGCAGACUUCCAAUGGAGUCAAAACUUUAAGGAGUCACCUUCAGUGUGGGGGGAAAUGCUUAGGCCCAUCCCUGUAGCUUUAGCUUCUUGCACUAGAUUCUUUGAAGCAAUGAGUGCUAUGAGGGAAUCGUUUGCAACACUACAAAAUCUCAGAGUAGGUAAUCCCAAUCCAUCUUUGCCUACAACCCCACCUAUCGAUCCGUCUCUUCGAGUGGCUAGCGAAUCCGACUGCAUUACACCACCUCCAUGGCGAUCCGAUUCAAGCUUUGAUGACUUGGCCAUUAGAACCCUGCAUAGGCAAGAAAAUGGACAACAACAAGCUGGAGAUGAACACAGCGAACAAGAUGAGUUAAAUCAGGUCGAUGGCUCAAGCCAACGAAGAUUGUCAUGGCCUCCUUCCAUUAAAAAGAGUGGCAUUUGAUCUGAUCUGAUCCCUUUUCCAUUAAUUGAUAUUGUACAUUUUAUUUGGUUCAACGAUUGUUGGGUGCAGUCUAACAGAACCAUCUCAUACCACAAUUAUUGUCUUUAUCCACUAAACUAUAUUUGAUUGGCUUUGAUAGUAUUAUGAUGUAAUAGUUCUGUAGUUGAUUCAAACAUGAUCAUUUUUUGCACAUGUAAAAGAUUUGAUUAGAUUGACUCAAGUUGCUCUACUAGACUAGUAUUAGUAAUUAGUGUUACAAACCUUCAAAAGCAUUUGUUUGGACAAGGUGAUUUGUUUUAUUAUUAUAACAAUCAAAUGAGAGGAAUUUUCAAUUCGAACCUCUCAACUUUAGAA
Messenger RNA from Cucumis sativus (cucumber), 1792 nucleotides. Its product is annotated as AUGMIN subunit 2. Gene Ontology annotation, biological process: microtubule organizing center organization; microtubule nucleation; spindle assembly. Lineage: Eukaryota; Viridiplantae; Streptophyta; Magnoliopsida; Cucurbitales; Cucurbitaceae. The transcript has 7 exons. The coding region runs from base 533 to 1438 and encodes 301 amino acids. The record is from RefSeq and is a predicted model, not a curated record. Gene Ontology annotation, cellular component: mitotic spindle microtubule.